Dothidotthia symphoricarpi CBS 119687 is the source of this 1891-nucleotide messenger RNA. RefSeq lists its product as uncharacterized. Bases 108 to 1682 code for a protein of 524 amino acids. The transcript has 2 exons. The record is from RefSeq and is a predicted model, not a curated record. NCBI's taxonomy places the organism in Eukaryota, Fungi, Ascomycota, Dothideomycetes, Pleosporales, Dothidotthiaceae.
CGAAGCCUACUCCUUCCUUACAUCUAAACUCUCACUGCGCUGCAUUGAGAAGUCUGAAAACGAAAACGCCAUUUCGGUCAUCAUCUUGAGCAGAACUCUUUGUUUACAUGUCGGGUGUUGAGCUGGCUAGCCUUGUCUUCGCGUCGCUGGGAAUUAUCAGCAAGUUUUUAACGAGUACUCUGUCAAAUGAACCCUCUAGGCUUUACGACACCACUCGUACAUGGCAACCUCUUCUCAGCCCGAAGGACAAUUUUAUCGAAGUUUUUGAUAUUCCUUUCUCCCCCGGAAAGUCUGCAAAAUUGCAUCUAAAAGCUAUCAACGUCAGAAAUCUGGAUGAUGUCUUGAAAGCUGUGCCAGUGCAAGAAGAGGGCUUUGUACGCGUGUGCUUUGCCGAAAACCUCAAUGUUCUAAACAGCUCAGCCGUUGCAGUGCCUGCAUUUGCUGGUUGUUCCCCCAUGAUAUCACAAUGGAACUCAUCAUCGAAACCGACCCGGUGGGAAACGUAUUCGUAUAAGCUAUCACCUCCGCAGCCAAUGUAUAGAGUGGCCGAGAAAAGCUUUUAUGUCGAUUCUCUCUCGAUGGCCGCAGGCACCAUUCGACGAACGUUGAGAUGUAUGAUUGAUUCAACAGACAAUAACCGAAUGAUCCUCUAUAUCGACGCCACAUCAAUGAUCCAGAGAUUGGACAUCCUUUUCGAUGAGAUACACUUGAGAGAACAUGUGGUACCAAAGCUUUCCUCCGAGGCUGCUUAUGCCUACCAUGAUCAAUUCUGCAGUGAUCUACAAAGUCCAAUCCAGAUUUAUCCAACUCUAGGUGUGCAGAUCGCUUCUGCGUCAGGUCUGAAGCAACUGAUACUGCUUCGAUAUUGUCACGCGCUGAUAGAGGACUACUCAAACUUGAUCUACCCUCUACGAGCCGAUUAUGCGAAGCGGAAGGAGGGUCUGUCAGACACCCGCAGAACCACGCUGACGAUGUCUAUGCUGAAAGAGAUCAUAAGAGAUGCAUUCUUCUACGAAGAGGUGACCGAGCGCGCCGCCGAGUUGGCCAGAUCGGUCAAUACAUUGGUUGAAUGUCUAAAACCACUUCUUGGAGGUGCGAUGAACUUUCCCGGUUUCCAGUGUCUUGCUGUUGAGCUUCAGUCGACUUGUACGGACAUGGAAAAGAUAGCGGUUACGAUGUCAGCCACGCUAGAUAACCACCUGAGGCUGUUCGAACUUUCCCGAGGCAUGCAUGAAGCCCAGAGUGUUCGUCUACUGAGCAUUUUGGCGAGCAUAUUUCUGCCUCUAUCUCUUGCUUGUGGAUUGCUAAGCAUGCAGACCCGAUUCAUUGAUCUCCAUGUUCUGCUGUACGAUUUCUUUGGCGUUCUUGUACUACUCGGAACGAUUGUGAUAGCGAUUCUCAUUGUCUUGAGGUUGCAUCAAUGGUGGAAAGUGCUACUGUCACAGUUGGAUCGAGACCAAAUGUUUAGAAGAUAUGUCAGACCUAAAGGGCAUAUUGUGUUUCUUUGCUUUCUCUUUCUUGGUUGGGCACUCUUGCUCUCUUCGUUUCUUGUUGGUAUGAUCAAGGAUGUUGAUCUGGGACUCAAGAUCCUCGGUUAUGGUGUGUCCGCAGCGGCAGGCAUUUGCUUUGUUGCUCUGAUCGGCAUCGCUGGCAUUGCAAUAUCUGUCUGGUUGAUUGUGUAAUUCAAAUUGUCUUCGUCAAGGAUCUUAACGUGGCAACAUUGGUCUGUAUACUGGUGAUAUCGAAUCAUGGCGAAAUAACCGGGCCAGAAUUUGACAAUACUGCAUGGAGUACGUCGAUUUGAUAGACAAAGCAUCGAUAAUUGCUAUGUGAACCCCUACUCGCGAUCAGGACUUAGCUAUCACCGAGUAAAAUCUUUCCGGAUAAAAAC